Messenger RNA from Paraphaeosphaeria sporulosa, 800 nucleotides. RefSeq lists its product as uncharacterized. The record is from RefSeq and is a predicted model, not a curated record. Lineage: Eukaryota; Fungi; Ascomycota; Dothideomycetes; Pleosporales; Didymosphaeriaceae. Bases 108 to 755 code for a protein of 215 amino acids. The transcript has a single exon.
GCCGCCAUUAGCAGGUUUCCCGCUGCAAUAUAUCACCGUCACGGCCUCAACCGCGCUGUAACGACACACAAAACCCUCGACUCGCCACGCCGUCCGCGGGAGCGCGUAUGUACGACCAUCACGGUCGUCCUGAUGGUCUCCUCAUGAAACGAUGCUGGCAGCUGGCACGCCCGCAAGAGGCGCCGUCAGCGAAGCGUUGCCGGCUGCUGACAGCAACAAUUCCCCAUGAGCCGAGAGCGCGACGCUGCCACUCGCGCGCGCAAUUGAAGCCUUGCAAGCCUAUGAGCACCCCCGCCGCGCUCGUCUAUCGUGACCCAAGCCCUCAAUCGCAAACACGCCUGCAACCAACCAUGCUACACGCGCCUCGCGCACCUGAAAUUCCAUCUCCAGCGCGUCGGCAGCGCAUCCCUCUGGAGAUCAGCCUGAAAGCCUCACCCUCUCGUCUUAGCUCCAUCUCAACAUUUCUGACAGGGGUCACCCCCCACCGCGUCCGCGGCCUGCGCCACGCUGCAUCCCCUUUCGGAUGCUUAGGUCAUGGCGUCACGCCCUUCUUGGCCUCGGUGGCGAUCCUGAAAGCACGGGACGGGGAGCGCACGCACACGACGCGAUCGCCAGGAGACGAGAUGAGGAUGUUCGCGCGCCCGCAGCCGGUGUCGUCACUCGUGUUUUGGGAAGCGUGGUGUCGGCCAAUGAUGCGCGCCGCGCUGCGUUGCCUGUCCGACACGGUUCGGGAGAUCCUACGUCGCCAAUCUUGAAAGGUUGAAGGUGGAGCGGAUGAGGCGGAUCACAAAGGAAUUUUU